Fusarium venenatum is the source of this 333-nucleotide messenger RNA. Lineage: Eukaryota; Fungi; Ascomycota; Sordariomycetes; Hypocreales; Nectriaceae. The record is from RefSeq and is a predicted model, not a curated record.
AUGUCCGACAACAGCGCUACCAUUCCCCAGGACCCUACUCAGGUUCAGGACCAGACCAUGGCCGAGAACAAGGGAAAGGGCAAGGCUCUCGCUGAGCAGGUCACUGAGGACACUGCCAUGGAUGAGGAUGAUGAUGAUGACGAGAGCGAUGAAGAGGAAGAGGACGGCUUGGAGGAGAUUGACCCCAGCAACAUUGUCGAGGGCCGCCGCACUCGUGGUGCCCAGAUCGACUUCGCCAAGGCCGCAGAGCAACACCCUGCUGAGGACGAGGACGAGGAAGACGACGAGGACUUCCAGCCCGCCGAGGACAAGGACACCAAGAUGUCCGACUAA